Molecule: messenger RNA, 3393 nt
Organism: Cynoglossus semilaevis (tongue sole)
Lineage: Eukaryota; Metazoa; Chordata; Actinopteri; Pleuronectiformes; Cynoglossidae
Gene: kcna3a
Product: potassium voltage-gated channel, shaker-related subfamily, member 3a
Exons: 1
Coding region: 439-1995 (518 amino acids)
Biological process (GO): action potential; potassium ion transmembrane transport; protein homooligomerization
Cellular component (GO): voltage-gated potassium channel complex; membrane
Molecular function (GO): protein binding; delayed rectifier potassium channel activity
Source: RefSeq, a predicted model, not a curated record
GUUAGCUCUGAUUUAAGAGCCCGACUUUAAUCUGUUGCCGUCUCCACAGAUGAUAAAGGUGACAGGGGUUCGACACCGGCGCUCACUUGUAAAUAAUAACAAGACCCAGAUCAAACAGGUGAUUCACCAAGAGCUUUUGUUCCUUCGCGUUUUAAUAAUAAAGCGCCGUGCACGAUGUUAAGUGUCAGCUUAAUUUCUGAUUGGGCGGGUGGUGGACGUAUGUUAGACAUAUGCGCGCGGUGGGUGGGUGUCGACGUGUUUUGAAAAGGAAAAAAGAGGAGGCAGGGGGAGUGGAGCGUUUCAGUAUGUGUGGAGACGCACGGAGAGGGGAUGCUCAGAGGAGACGGUGAGUGGCGUCGGCCUCAGCUCUCCAAAGCUGUAGGCUUUGGGUGAGAGAGGCGUGGCGCACCAGUGGCACCCAGACUGAAAACCACCUGUAUGGAUGAGCAGACCUCCGGCGUGAUCCAGUUGCCCUCGUCUGUCAGGCACAGGGUCAGCAACGGCACCGACAGACGGGGUGAUGCCGAGGUGGAGUCGGGCGUCAUGACGGUGGAAAACAUGCUGGAGGAGUCCGCCGUGCUGUCGGCGCCUCACCUGACCGUGGGUCGAUAUGAACGCGGACACCAGGGAUGCUGCGAGCGGGUGGUGAUCAACAUUUCAGGUUUACGCUUCGAGACGCAACUGAAAACUUUUAACCAGUUCCCGGAGACGCUGCUGGGGGACCCACGGAAAAGGAUGCGUUACUUUGACCCGCUGAGAAACGAGUACUUCUUUGACAGGAACAGACCGAGCUUUGAUGCCAUCCUGUACUACUACCAGUCCGGAGGGCGCAUACGGAGACCUGUUAACGUUCCAAUUGACAUUUUCUCCGAGGAGAUCCGCUUUUAUCAGCUGGGGGAGGAGGCCAUGGAGAAAUUCAGGGAGGACGAAGGGUUUAUAAAAGAAGACGAGCGCGUGCUGCCCAAAAACGACUUCCAAAAACAGGUUUGGCUUUUGUUUGAGUACCCUGAGAGCUCCGGGCCAGCGAGAGGGAUUGCCAUUGUCUCUGUGCUGGUAAUUCUGAUUUCUAUUGUCAUCUUCUGCAUGGAGACUCUGCCUGAAUUCCGGGAUGAGAGAGAACAGUCCACGGUGGCACCGGUGGUCAAUGGCACUGCCCCCAGUGUGCCGAGCCCCUUCACAGACCCUUUCUUUGUUAUAGAGACUCUGUGCAUCAUCUGGUUCUCCUUCGAGUUGCUGGUGAGAUUCUUCGCCUGCCCCAGCAAAACUUCCUUCUCCAAAAACAUCAUGAAUAUCAUUGACAUUGUCGCCAUAGUGCCAUACUUUAUCACUCUGGGCACAGAGCUGGCUGAGAGGCAGAUCAACGGCGGCCAGCAGGCCAUGUCCCUCGCCAUACUGAGGGUGAUCAGACUGGUAAGGGUCUUUCGCAUAUUUAAGCUCUCUCGACACUCAAAGGGGCUUCAGAUUUUAGGACAGACCCUCAAGGCCAGCAUGAGGGAGCUGGGUUUGCUCAUAUUCUUCCUGUUCAUCGGAGUUAUCCUCUUCUCCAGUGCGGUUUACUUUGCAGAAGCAGACGACCCCACAUCCAGCUUCACCAGCAUCCCAGAUGCCUUCUGGUGGGCAGUGGUCACCAUGACCACGGUGGGAUACGGGGACAUGCAUCCAGUGACCAUAGGUGGGAAAGUUGUGGGGUCACUGUGUGCGAUCGCGGGCGUGCUAACCAUUGCUUUACCAGUGCCAGUCAUCGUGUCCAACUUCAACUACUUCUACCACAGGGAGACUGACGGAGAGGAGCAGCCACAGUACGUGAGCACCGGGAGCUGUGAGCACCUCCCCUCUGGGGAGCUGAGGAGGAAGUCGUGCAGCUCGUCGACCCUCAGCAAGUCUGAGUACAUGGUGAUAGAGGAGGGCAUCAACAGUGCGUUCAAACAGCCCAACUACACAACUGAGAACAACCAGAACUGUGUAAACAUCAAGAAGAUCUUCACGGACGUGUAAACCAAUCACAGACGGAGCAGCAGGAAAAAGCUAUAAUGUUAUAUAAUAAUAAUAUUAUUUUUAUAUAGCCCAGUGUAAUGUGUCUGUCAGUACAUAUCUGUGCAUAAUCUCUGCUAAAAUGUCUGUUUUGAUAAGUAACUGGUGUAUUGAUUAUUUCUUCUUUUUUUCUGAACAUUCCAACUUAUGAAUAUUCGUUAUCUCUCCUAUUUCUAAGGCUUGAAUGUGACCUACAAAAAGUAAUAAUUUCACUUCAUGAAAAUAUGAGUUUGCAGUGCAUUUAUGCUGCUUGUAAAAACAGACAUUUGUAAACAGUGUGAUGUGCCACCUGAUGCCUACAUAUCGGUGUUAUCAUGCGAAUGUUGUUGGUGUUUAUGGCUGGAUUAUACACGUGUAGCAUAUACUCUACUAUAAUGCAUCUAUAGCCAUCAGUCGACAAUGAUGUCUCGUGCUUAACUGUGGAGAGAGAAAAAAGUUGUUAUUGUCCAGUAAUGUGAAAAAUAGACAAUGGACAGAGUCCAACUUGAUAUCAUAACCAGUCAACCUGUUGGACUCUUGUGCAGGUUGUUUUUUGGGGUAUAUUUGAAGACAAAAUAGAGGGAAAUGGUUAUCACAAAUGAUGAGGUGAAAUUUGUAUUUUUAUUCACUACAUGCCUAUAGCCUCUAUAUGAAAUAAAAGGCAAGUGAUGUAAUGUGGACUCAGGAGGUCAUUAUCUGCUUUGCUUCCAUGUUGAUAGUAUUAUUUUGUAUUUCUGAUUUACUUUCAGAGUAUGUGUGUGUGUGUGUGUGUGUGUGUGUGUGUGUGUCUGGGUGUGAUCACGUGACGCUAGCAUGAAAACAGCAUGGACAAAGAGGAGGAAGAGAGCAACAGUAUCCCGCCUCCCUGCACACUGAUCCCGCCUUGUGAUGCAGUCUCCAUGACGACAAUGGUUUCCCGGGUAACCCCCUCUAAUGUUACCAUGGCAUUUUGUUGGAAGACUUUCCAACUGUGCUUCAUUAUCUCCUUUACUAUCACCUUUUUGUCCUUGAAGGUGAGACAGGAAGUGGUGUGUGUGUGUGAAGGUUUUUAUUUCCAGGUUUGCAUUUAUGACUAUUUAUUUUGAUUUAUUUCAGUUAAACAACUGUGGAUGGGUGAACGGUGUCAGUCUGUGAUCCUGGUCCUGAAUCCUGCAGCUUCAGUGCAGUGUGUUGGUGGAUCUCUUUCAUCUCAUUAAAUCUCUGGGAUCUCAUUAAAAAGGCAUCGUGUUAGUGCAGCCGGCCUUUUGUCUUUUCUUUUUAACUAAAAGCACCGUGGCGUCUUUGUUUUUCAGAUGUGAGCUCCUUUCUCUGGAGUUGGCAUGUCAACUGGGCCCUGACGUCAGCUGCUUUCAUCCCCUCGUGUGAACACUUGCAUGUGUGCCU